AUUCACAUGCAUUUGUUCUCUUCCAUUGUAUACUUCCUCAACUACACUCCUCUCCCCAUCUCAUCCCUCUCUACGCAACCUCAUCCCCAUUGCUGGCCAGCUACACAGCUCACCUCAUGGCCGCAAUGGCGAGCUCGAGAGCUCCCCUCAGGGCGAUGGUGGUGCUGGUGGUUUUGGUGUUCGGCGGCGGCGCCGAGGCCGGGUUUCUUUCCAGGUCCAAAAACAUUACCGUGGUCGGCUCCGUCUACUGCGACGCCUGCUCCAACAACACCUUCUCCAAGCACAGCUUCUUCCUCAUAGGCGCGAGGGUGCUGAUCAAGUGCAGCUUCAAGGUGAACAACUCCACGAGCGUGGCGCCGGAGGAGAUCUCCCUGGAGGCGGAGCGCACCACGGACCAGCACGGCGUGUACAAGCUGGACGUGCCCCCCGUGGACGGCUUCGAGUGCCGGGAGGGCCACGAGCUCCGCUCCGCGUGCCGCGCCACGCUCGUCCGGAGCUCCUCCUCCGCCUGCAACGUCCCGGGCCUACGCGGCUCCACGCAGCACAUCGCGCUCCGGGGCUCCCACGGCGCCGCCAGCGCCGCCGCGUGCUUCCUCAACCUCAACGCGCUCAACUUCCGCCCCGCCAAGCGGGACGGCGCGCUCUGUCAUGGCGGCGGUGGCUCCAACGGCGACGCGUUCGAGUCGUCGCUCUUCUUCUGGCCGUUCCUGCCGCUCUUCUGGCCGGCGCCGUUCGGGUUCCCGUUCCCUCCCGCUACGGGCGGCGGCGGGAGCGCCGGAGGCACGGUGUCAUUCCCGUGGCCGUUCCACGUGCCGGAGUGGCUGGUGCCGUUUCUGCAGCCACCGUUCUUGCCGUUCCCGCUGUACAAGCCGGCGCCGGUGUCGUCAGCACCGCCCCCGUUCGAACGUUUCCCGCCUCCACAACGAACGGCGGCUCGGCCGUGAACCGGCCGGCCGGCUUCGGAAGAUUUCAGCAUUCUUGCCAAGAUCGUGCGUAGAUUUGGCUUCACUGCUUGUGACUUUAGAUGGCCUCUGCGUGGUGUAAUUGGAGUUAGUCCAUGUGUUCAUUGAGGAUGUAGUGGUAACUCGUAACCAUGAUUAUUAGCUUCCUUUUUCUUUUCA
Messenger RNA from Lolium perenne, 1121 nucleotides. RefSeq lists its product as uncharacterized. Lineage: Eukaryota; Viridiplantae; Streptophyta; Magnoliopsida; Poales; Poaceae. The record is from RefSeq and is a predicted model, not a curated record.